AUGGCAGAACGCGGAUGGCAUCAAAUGAGAAUAAUCCUUUAGAAAAAUUAGAAUUGACUGACGUAUCUGAGUAUCUUAGAAAUAUUCUUCGCUUCAAUGGCAGAACGCGGAUGAACUUAAAGAAAACUGAUGAGAAUAAUCCUUAUAAUUAAAAUUGACUGACGCAAACGUGAGUUCUUCAUGUUUUUAUUGAAAACAACAUUAGUGCUGACGCUGUACGACGCCGUACGGCAUCGGUUUUUUGCUUUCCAAACAAGGCGUGCGCGCUCCCGCGGCAGGGGGAACAAAAUCUCACGGGUGAACCAAAUCGAGCACAACACCACACCUACACCAUGUCCAGCAAGGUCGCCGUGGUAACGGGGGCCAACAAAGGCAUCGGCAAGGCCAUCGUGCAGGCGCUGUGCAAGGAAUUCCAGGGAGACGUAUACCUCACCGCCAGGGACGGGGGGCGUGGGGAGGAGGCCACAGCAUCCUUGAGAGCAGAGGGUUUGAAAGUCAACUUCCACCAGUUGGACAUCAAUGAAAUCAGCAGCAUCGCGAAGGCUGCCGACUUCUUCAAACAAACGUACGGCGGCGUAGAUGUGCUCGUCAACAACGCCGGCAUCGCUUUUAAAGUGGCCGACCCGGCGCCGUUUGGCACGCAGGCCGAGGUGACGCUGCGGACCAACUACUUUGCCACACGGGACAUGCUGACCCACUUCCUGCCGCUCAUCAAAUGCGGAGGCCGUGUAGUGAACGUGUCGAGCUUUGUGAGCGUGCGCAGCCUGCACAAGUGCAGUGAGGAGCUGCAGAGACGUUUCCGCAGUGACGACAUCACUGAAGACGAGUUGACAACUCUCAUGACGCACUUCGUCGAGCUCGCCAAGGACGACCGGCACAAGCAGGCGGGAUGGCCUGACACGGCCUACGGAGUCUCCAAGAUCGGCGUGACGACUCUGUCCAUGAUCCACGCGAGACGUCUGUCCAAAGAGAGAGCAAACGAUCAGAUCCUGGUAAACGCGUGCUGCCCCGGCUGGGUGCGCACCGACAUGGCGGGCUCCAAAGCCCCCAAGUCUCCUGAAGAAGGUGCUGAGACGCCAGUCUUCUUGGCUCUGCUUCCCGUCGGAGCUUUGGAGCCUCACGGCAAGUUUGUGUCGGACAAGACGGUCCAGACCUGGUGAAGUUCUCCGUGUCACCGUCUGGAAAACAAAACGCUACUCUGAACAGUUACAAGGGAAUAAUCAAUAAAUGUGAAACAAGAACGUCCAAUGUGCGAAACGUGGCAAGCCGUCUUGCAUGAAUAAAGACAAGAAUGAUUUGAA
Messenger RNA from Syngnathus typhle (broad-nosed pipefish), 1301 nucleotides. It is a transcript of the gene cbr1, whose product is annotated as carbonyl reductase 1. Gene Ontology annotation, molecular function: carbonyl reductase (NADPH) activity. The transcript has 7 exons. Bases 333 to 1160 code for a protein of 275 amino acids. NCBI's taxonomy places the organism in Eukaryota, Metazoa, Chordata, Actinopteri, Syngnathiformes, Syngnathidae. The record is from RefSeq and is a predicted model, not a curated record.